UUUCUUCAGUUAAUGUGUCCGAAAUUAGCGUUCGUCGUAUAUUGUUUGUCAAUGCGAGUUAGCACACGAGCAAUUAAAAAUAAAUAUUUUCAGAAAUAUUUCUGCUAUUGUAAAACUUUUUUUUUUUUCUUAUUAGUGCUUUUGUGAAGAUACUUUUCUCUUCAAACUAGAGCGAAUAAAUCUUUAACGGAACUAACUGCAAAAUGCUUUUUGAAAUAAUUUAAAAUAAAAGGGUUUAUGAAUUUAUUUCAUGCUCUGUUCGAGUUUCCGACCUCAUUAAAACUUUUUAUACGUUUAUGCAGGCGAUAAUGGGCUUAGAAUAAGAAUAAUAAUUUACUUAUUCGUUUGUAGUCUAUUAAUCAAACUUUUUUAAUGUUAGGACAUUUGUACGUCAGCUGCCCUGUCGCUGACCAUGGUACUGAAAGUUUUUCUUUUUUUUCUUUCUUACGAGUCCUCAUGCACUCACAAAUAUUCUGUUAGUUAAAAAUUAAAAACGGCAAUUAUUCAGUCGCACGUACACUCUAAAGACAUUUUUUAAAUAGAGCGCUUUAUGACACUCAUUUCGUCUGGCACAUAUACUGCAGUAAUACACACCCAGUCAGACUCUCACGAUCGUAGAAAUCACUUGAUCUAUAGGUUUGAUCAAUCUUUCUCCGUUCCGUAUAAUAACACAAAUGUCAAGAAGUUAUACAGAACUCUUAUACUCGUCCCCCAGUUUCCGAUGCAUUUUGACGAGAUCAUAACACCAACUUUAUUUUCAGCGGUGCAUAAAUUAAUUACACGCAUUUAAUAACUAAAAUAUCAUUAUAUUCCCCUCUUAAUAUCAUAAACGUUCUACGCCAGGGAAGCACUUAAUAGUGCAGGGGGCCAUAACAGGCUAUUAUCCUUGUGUAAUGCUAUUAGAGAACCAAUUAUGCACCAUUACACUUGCUUUUUUGCAGUUUAUGUGAUUUCAUCCAAUACCGUCCUGCACUUCAAAAUUUCAGCUGCUACUCGGAGCCUCAUUUCCAGCAGCAGAGGAGCGGCGGUGUCUGCGCGCGGCGUCCCGCGUGCGUUUUAAAAGUAAUUGAAAGGGUCCCGCUGCAUAUCAUUUACGCGAGAGUGGGAAAUAAAUCCUUGGACCCCUUGCUGUGAACAAAAUCAAAAUUUGGACCUGCGAGCGCGCAGCCAGUGGAUUCUCGUAUAAAGUGGACCCCUAACCCAUAUAAUGAGCAAUUACUGGUCUGACAGCCAAUUUUAAAUUCAAAAACAGUCAUCUAGAUUUUUAAUAUAAAAAGCAACUGUGUAAAAAAGUGCAUCGUGCUUGUGCCCGUGUGUUUGUGAUUUGGGAAUAUGCAUGCAUCGAGCGAAAGUUACACUUUCGGAGUAUGAAUGCCUUGGAGGACUUUGACGUUUCCACCACGUGCGCAAUCCGGUUGGCCGCGGAGAACCUAUCCAAAUGACUUGAAAACGAAAAUCUGAUUAAUUGCAAUUACGUGGGAGAUUAUAAAGGCGAGUGUUGUCAUGCUCUAAACAGUCACAAAGACAUCUGGUCACUCCCUACUUACGCGCGCGCGAGCGGAUAAACCGAAGCGCUCAGUGAUUGACGGUGGAGGUGGGAGUGCGAUUGCUCUGCUCUGCUGAGGUUGAGCUGGAGACACGAGAAUCGCUAUUGCGUAAAGACCGUCUGUUGAGUGAAAUAUUCUCUCCACUCGCAAAGCACCGGGAAACAUGUUUUACUUUCACUGUCCUCCACAGUUAGAAGGAGAGUGCUGCAGGACCAACACAUUGAACACAAAUGGGUUUGGGAAUCACGCCUCUGGAGACUUUGAUGACGGUUUUCUGCGCAGAAAACAACGCAGAAACAGGACGACCUUCACUUUACAACAGUUGGAGGCUUUGGAGGCUGUUUUUGCACAGACCCACUAUCCAGAUGUGUUUACGAGAGAAGAGCUGGCUAUGAAAAUCAACCUAACAGAGGCUCGCGUCCAGGUGUGGUUCCAAAACCGAAGAGCAAAGUGGAGAAAAACAGAGAGAGGAACUUCAGACCAGGAGGGAAGCAAAGAACAAAUGAAUGACGGCACCCCUCCUGCACGCAACCUCAACCAGUCUCCUGUUGACCACAGCAGAAAUAAGAAAGAACCAAUGGAACUACAGCAGAAUAUUAACAGAGUGGUGGGUUCAGGUGGACCAUUUUUUCCAUCUUGUCUGCCUGGGACUCUGCUGAACACAGCCACUUACGCACAAGCCCUUUCACAAGUGGCAACUUUAAAAGGAAGUCCAUUGUGUUCCUGCUGUGUGCCUGACCCAAUGGGCCUCUCCUUCCUGCCACCAUAUGGGUGCCAGAGUAACCGGACAGCCAGUGUCGCAGCCCUGCGGAUGAAGGCCAGGGAACAUUCGGAGGCGGUGCUGCAGUCAGCCAACCUGCUGGGGGCAGGGUCUACAGCCGGGCCCGGAGCAGGUCCAGGGGUCGGGCUGGGCCAAAGCACUGUUUCUGUAGGAGGAAGCGAUUCCAGUCCGACCGGGACCUCUAAGAUCACAUCGCUACGGAGAACUCCAGACAAACAUCUGCACUGCCAAAAGGAGGGUCCAGAUAAGAAAUGAAGGAGUCUUGUUUUUUGAUUUUUUGUUUUUUCCUAAUUUGAGGACACGCUUUGGACGAAGGAUUUAUAAUCAAACAUUGAAUGCCUGCUGCCUCUUUUUUGAGAGCACUGACAUACCCGGCACAGGACGGUGUUAAGUGCAAUCCCUUGUUGUGUAUUUUGCGUGUAUGUGUCAAACUAUUAAUUCUACUGUAAUUUUUCCUCUCCUCGUGAUUCUUGCCAUUGGUUUUCCCUCUUCGGGUGUAUGUGGGUACCUGGCGCUUAAUUCGUUUUUUUGUGAGCGGAAUGACUUUUGAACUGGCUGUGUGGUAAAAGAAAACUCCCUGGUUGCCAAUGUGAACUUAUUUAAUUUUUCACAAUCCACUUUGAUGUUUGACUUGUGUACUGUGAAGUCAGGUGAUGAUAGACAUUCUGCGUUGUGUCAAGAUAUAUGCCAUGCUGAAAUAUAAAUGUACUAAUGUGAAAUAAUAUAUGUAAGAUAAUAUCAAGGACAGAACUGUAUAUUAAGUGGUUUGUCAUGUCUUAUGAUAUGGUCUGGGUAACUCUUAUUCAUGCUGAUGUGAUGGCAACUGACAUCUCUCUUGUCAUCGCAUCUGUACGUCUGUUAUAGACUGCAAGAGUUCAGACACUGGUCCUGUUUUGACAUGUUCUAUAAAACAAUUAAACAUGUAGGCAAUCAUGUACAUCUCCUGUUGCCUAUUGCUCACACCAUCUGGCUAUGAUCAAUUAUUAAUUAGUUCACAAGCGGUAGGGCUGCAAAAAUGGAAGCAAUGGUUGGUCUUAUUAUUUAUUUACCUUAAAGUACAUCACGACUUUCUCAUAUCACAUAGCUAUUUGACAUGCGUCCCGUGAUGACAAUGAUGUGAUAGGUGCUAAUUAUAUGCAAAGCUCAGCUGUCAUUAGGGUUUUAAGCAGCUUAUUGCCACUUUUGUAGGAAUUCUUUUUGUUAUUUUCUUUAUAUCAAAAAAUAUGAACAAAACCACACUGUUUUAGAUUAUAAGUUCUAUUAUAUGACAAGGAAUAGUCAUUUAGGGGCAGAUGAAGUAUCAAAUAGGUUAUUAAAAGAAAACGUGAGCACCUGUUUUCAAAGAAACCCAUUGCAAUAUUGGAAAAUCAACUUAGUUUAAGAACACUUAACUGUGCUACCUUUGAAAAGAAGCUGGACUGAUUAAAUUCUCGUCCUUGAGGAUUUUCAGGAAAUUACUUUUGAUAGUCAAUAACACAAUUGAGUAAACUGCACACACAUUAGCAUUAAUAAUUGAUGUUGAAUUAUGUAUUAUCACAAAGUAGUGAUUUAAUUAUUCAUGAUGUGACACCCUGGUGACAAAGCAGAGCAGAUAAUGUCAAAAGUCUUGCCUGAUGAAACAGUGCAGCUUGGCAUUUGCUUGUUUGGUGAAAAUAAUAUAUGCUUUGUUCAAAAUAUGUGUGCAAAUACGAUAUUAUUUAGAUUGAACUUUCAAAAAAAUAAGAAAACACCUUUUUUUUUGUUGCUAGAAAUGUAAGGAUGACAAUAAUAGAAAAUUUGACUAUUAUAAUACAAAUAAGGUUAGAGAAAAUUAAAAGUAUGACCAGGCCGCAAUAUUAUUAAUUAGCAGGCAUGGCAUCAUCUCCAUAUAAUAAGCAGAAUUGCUAUUACUCAUAACAUGACAUUAAGUGCGAAACA
This is a messenger RNA of Onychostoma macrolepis, 4245 nucleotides long. It is a transcript of the gene drgx, whose product is annotated as dorsal root ganglia homeobox. The transcript has 7 exons. Gene Ontology annotation, biological process: regulation of transcription by RNA polymerase II. The record is from RefSeq and is a predicted model, not a curated record. Lineage: Eukaryota; Metazoa; Chordata; Actinopteri; Cypriniformes; Cyprinidae. Bases 1711 to 2583 code for a protein of 290 amino acids. Gene Ontology annotation, molecular function: DNA-binding transcription factor activity, RNA polymerase II-specific; RNA polymerase II transcription regulatory region sequence-specific DNA binding.